UGUGGUUGCAGGAACAGUGAACCAUUGCACCUUAUAUAAUGUAAGACUGACCUUCUCCUUCUACUUCAUUGUAUCUCUACUCUCCACAUUUCUCCUUUACUCAAAUAGCCUAACUUUUUUUUUCCUUCCCACAAAUCUCUCUUCUCUCUCUCUCUCUCUCUCCUUUUCUCUCUCCCCAUUAUAAUCGAUCACCACUCAUCCGUAGUUACAUCAAGCCCCAUCUCCAAUUAAUACUUGUUCUAAUUAUUCACUCUAUCUUUCUCCCUAUCCCUCUAGGCUAGGGCCAUGGAUUUCCAACCAAACACCUCUCUACAUCUAAGCCUACCAAGCAAUCAACUAAACCUAGAACUUGUACUCGAGCCAUCCUCUUCUUCUUCAUCAUCACCUCAUAGUCCGGCAGAACCUCGAAUUUUCUCAUGCAACUACUGCCGAAGAAAGUUUUAUAGCUCACAAGCUCUUGGGGGUCACCAAAAUGCUCAUAAGCUUGAGAGAACCUUGGCCAAAAAGAGCCGAGAGAUGAGUUCAUCCGUACGGGCUCAUGGAAGAUCGAACCCACGGUCAGGAUCGUCUUCUUGCAUGAGUGGGCCAAGCUUUCCUCGACAUCAUGAACCAGCCCUAGCAAGGUUCGAGCACCAUGGACAUGCUGGUAGGUUUGUUGGUGACGCGAGCUAUGACAGGACAGAGAUGAAUUAUGGUUCCAUAGAAGGUGUAGGGGGUUCUUGGUCCCUGGUAUAUAGAACAGAAAAUGUUCAAGAAGAGUUGAGCCAGCUAGAUUUGUCUUUAAGGCUUUGAAAUCUUGUAGUACUUCUAACUUCAUUUUCGAAGAUUUCUUUUUUAUUGUUCA
Molecule: messenger RNA, 844 nt
Organism: Populus trichocarpa (black cottonwood)
Lineage: Eukaryota; Viridiplantae; Streptophyta; Magnoliopsida; Malpighiales; Salicaceae
Product: zinc finger protein 7
Exons: 1
Coding region: 286-792 (168 amino acids)
Biological process (GO): negative regulation of abscisic acid-activated signaling pathway
Source: RefSeq, a predicted model, not a curated record